AUGCCAUGUAUGUAUUUUUCAAGGAUAUAUAGUAAUCCUAUCACACCGAUGAUCCAGAGAGCAGAUAUGUUAGGGCAAAUGCCCAAUUAUAUGAUAGGGUACGGAACAACAACGAACAAAAUACAAGGUUCUUUUUGGAUACCCAAUUCUUAA
Messenger RNA from Debaryomyces tyrocola, 153 nucleotides. The record is from the annotation of a GenBank genome assembly. NCBI's taxonomy places the organism in Eukaryota, Fungi, Ascomycota, Pichiomycetes, Serinales, Debaryomycetaceae.